Molecule: messenger RNA, 1516 nt
Organism: Aedes albopictus (Asian tiger mosquito)
Lineage: Eukaryota; Metazoa; Arthropoda; Insecta; Diptera; Culicidae
Gene: Arpc2
Product: probable actin-related protein 2/3 complex subunit 2
Biological process (GO): actin filament polymerization; Arp2/3 complex-mediated actin nucleation
Cellular component (GO): Arp2/3 protein complex; actin cytoskeleton
Molecular function (GO): structural constituent of cytoskeleton; actin filament binding
Source: RefSeq, a predicted model, not a curated record
GGGAAAAAAGUGUGUCAUCCGCGGUCCGUGUCGCGUGUGAAUUUGGUAACAAACGGAAAAGGAGCAGUCCCGUCCCGUGGUGCGCCAGGUUUCGGAGAAAGAUAUCCGUCGAAAAGUCAGACUCAUCCCCCGGGAUUGGGACGCGAAUCAUCAUCACUCUUUCGGUCGGAUAGAGGCAGUGCGUGUAUAGUUUUUCCUCGUACAAAAGCCGCCCCCGGAAAGCCAGAAGAAGAGAUACCUCGGAUUGUGGGUUGGGAAGAUAGUGCGCAAGAAAGAGAUAGUGUGCCUGUGUGUGACCGUAUAAGAAAAGUGCUGAGUGUUCUGUUGUUGUACAUGUUUGGCCGAAAUUUGCUGGCCAUUCCGGUGUUCCCUUGGUGUCCCUGAGAUUGGUGACACACGCGCCACAGUGUUUGGGGUUCCCCGCCGGAUAGUUCCGUUCAGAUUGGUCCGCUACGUAUAGAGGACAGGACAUCGAGGAAGCCGCGACAGAAUUAUUGAUGAGGAGAAGCUGAACCAGACUCCAAAAUGAUUCUGCUCGAGAUCAAUAACCGGAUUGUGGAGGAAACCCUGACUGUCAAGUACAAGAAUGCUAUCGCUGGCAACAAAGCGGAAUCCAUAGAUGUCACUGUGGCGGACUUUGAUGGUGUGUUAUUUCACAUUUCCAACAUCAACGGCGACAGAACUAAAGUGAGAACGAGUAUAUCGCUCAAGUUCUACAAACAGCUACAGGAGCACGGAGCAGAUGAACUGCUAAAGCGAGAGUACGGAGACCUGCUCAUCACGCCGGAAGACGGCUACAACGUUUCGGUCCUGGUCGACCUGGAGCAGAUCCCCGACAACUGGGAGGAAAUUGUGCGGAAGAUCGGCCUACUGAAGCGAAACUGUUUUGCGUCGGUGUUCGAAAAGUACUUCGACUUCCAGUCCCAGGGCGAAGGAGAAGGCGAAGGCCAGAAGCGAGCGGUGAUCAACUACCGAAAUGACGAGACUAUGUACGUGGAAGCAAAGUCAGACCGAGUGACGGUCGUGUUUAGUACGAUAUUCCGCGACGAGGACGACGUAGUGUUAGGCAAAGUGUUUAUGCAAGAGCUGCGCGAAGGACGGCGGGCAUCACACACGGCACCGCAAGUGCUGUUCUCCCACAGGGAACCUCCGCUCGAGCUGGCCAACACCGGUGCACGGGUAGGGGAGAACAUCGGAUAUGUUACGUUUGUAUUAUUUCCAAGGCAUACAUCAAAAGAAACACGUGAUAACACAAUUAAUCUAAUCCAUAUGUUCCGUGAUUACUUGCAUUAUCAUAUUAAGUGUUCGAAAGCGUACAUCCAUUCACGAAUGCGAGCAAAAACGUCGGAAUUCCUGAAGGUGCUCAACCGUGCUCGUCCCGAGCCGAAAAAUACGGAAAAGAAAACCAUUACUGGGCGAUCAUUCAUCAGAAAAGAAUGAUUUUGGAACUCAUCGGACAUCUAGUUGUUAAAUGUGUAAGUAAAUAUUUACUCUAAUAAAGCUUGGGCUGCGAUGA